GCUGGAGGGUCAGCCAUCGUUUUAUUGCGAUCGCAAGGCGAAAACUACGACGGCGCGAGUGCCACGGCUCAUCGGGCGCAACGAGCAUCGUCCGUUCAUGGGUCGCUUCUCGCGGGGGUUUAUCCGCCCGGAGGGGCCUGCCUCUCUCCACUCGCUCCGUGCGUGCUGGGGGGCGGCAGCGGCGCCAGUUCUGCUUUGAGAAGUCGCUUCGCGUCGUCAGCCAUAGCGGUGACGUCAUCGCUUCUUCUCGAAGUUUCUGCCACGUGACCCGGCGGGGGCCCCCCCUCCGUCUGCGCCACGUGACUGCGCGCGACCAAUGGGAGGCGAGGACGGGACGGGGGGAGGGGCGAGUGUCACGCCCAGUGGAGGCGGCGGUGAGCGCCGCCAUGACCGUCGCGGAGGCUCGGGGACGUUCCGAGCCGAGACUCGGAGGCGAACGCGAGUGGACGGCGGCGGACGCCAUCGAGCGAAGAGAAACUGCCAAAGGAAUCUAUCGCCGAGGGGAAAGCCGGGCAAGGAUUUUGGCGCGACACUGGCACGACGAAGGGCGGGGCCAUGAGGACGAGAGGGGGGGCGGGGCCACGUCGACUGGUCGCGGCUUGGGCCCCCCCCCUCCGCUGCACGCCACGUGACCCGGUGCGAGCCAAUGGAAGCGCGCCAUGACGGGACGACCCCCGUAUAUAAGCGGCGCUCGCGGGCAGCGCCAUUGUAGGGGCGGCCUGGGCUGAGGCAGCGCAGCCCCUCGCGUCAUCCAAGUCGUCUCAUGAACGUGCACAGCCAUCCGGCGCCACGGAGUUGUCCUUCCGCGAGCCGCGGCGGCGACGCACGGUCACAGGGCGAGCUUGGCAACGGCAUGAACGGGAUGGUGAUGGGCGACGCACCGAGCGGCGGGGGCAAGCGGAUCCGCAAGCCCUCGCUGCUCUACGAGGGCUUCGAGGGAGCGCCGGUGACGGCGGCGCCACGCGGCGCUGCCACGGCGGCGGCCGUCGGCGGCGGUGGCGGCGCCCGAAAGCCACCGGCGGCUGCCUCGCAGGGCGGCGCCGGCGCACCAAGCCCCCAGCAGCCGGAGACGGCGAACCCCAACAAGCCAGGGCGGCUGACGAACCAGCUGCAGUAUCUGCAGCGCACGGUCAUGAAGGCGCUGUGGAAGCACCAGUUUGCGUGGCCGUUCAACGUGCCUGUCGACGCCAACGCGCUCCACCUGCCGGACUACCACAAGAUAAUCAAGCAGCCAAUGGACAUGGGAACCAUCCGCCGGCGCCUGGAGAACAACUACUACUGGAGCGGCGGCGAGUGCAUCCAGGACUUCAACACCAUGUUCACAAACUGCUACCUGUACAACAAGCCCACGGACGACAUUGUGCUAAUGGCACAGACGCUGGAAAGGCUCUUCCUGCAGAAGGUGGCGCUCAUGCCACAGGAAGAGGUGGUGCUGGCCUCGCCGGGACCCAAGGCCGUCAAGGGCAAGAUCGGACGCAAGCCCGUCAUGGCGCCGGUGAUCCCGGCAACGCCGGCGGUGGUGCGAACUCCUCUCCCACCGCCACCACCGCCGCAGCAGCCGCCGCCCCCCCGCGCCACCCCCACCGCAGCGGCCCUUCCCGUGAUGCAGCCUCAUCCUGUCGGCAAGACAAAGAAAGGCGUGAAGCGGAAGGCCGACACGACCACGCCGGGCCCGGCAACGCCAUCAACCGCACCGCCGCUGCCCCCUCCGUCGCCGUACCUGGCGCCGGUGCCCUCGCUGACCUCCACGCCGAUCGCGGUGGCCCCGGCGCUACCGCCCAUCACCGCCACCAUCAUGACCUCGGCCGCCAAGCCCAUGGCCGCCGACUCAAAGGCCGCCAAAAUCCCGGCACGGCGGGAGAGUGGCAGGCCCAUCAAGCCUCCGCGCAAGGACCUGCCGGAUUCGCAGCAGCAGCACCAGACCAGCAAGAAGGUGGGGAGAGGGGGGCGACAGUGCCAGGUGAAGCUGUCGGAGCAACUCAAGCACUGCAACGGCAUCCUGAAGGAGCUGUUUGCCAAGAAGCACGCGGCGUACGCGUGGCCCUUCUACAAACCCGUCGACGCUUCCAUGCUGGGCCUGCACGACUACCACGACAUCAUCAAGCACCCCAUGGACCUCAGCACCAUGAAGAAUAAGAUGGACAACCGGGAUUACCGGGAUGCGCAGGAGUUUGCUGCGGACGUGCGGGUCAUGUUCUCCAACUGCUACAAGUACAACCCGCCGGAUCACGACGUCGUCUCCAUGGCGCGCAAGCUGCAGGACGUGUUUGAGAUGCGCUUCGCCAAAAUGCCGGACGAGCCCCCGGAAGCGAAUCUCUCGCUCACCGUACCCUCGCCACACUCAGGCGGUGGCAGCAGCGGCCGCCGCCACCACCACCACCAUCACCACCACCACCAACAGCAGCAGCAGCAGCUCCAGCUUCAACUGCAGCAGUUCCAGCAGUUGCAACAGCUGCAACAACUACAGCAGCAGCAAUUGCGGCCCGACAACAGCAUGGGGGACCACCGGGGCGACGAGGACGACUCGAUGUCGUCCUCUUCCUCGUCCUCUUCCUCCUCGUCGUCGAGCAGCGGCAGCGAGAGCUCGGGCAGCGAGAGCUCCGACUCGGAGGAGGAGCGAGCCAACCGAUUGGCGGAGCUGCAGGAGCAGUUGCGAGCCGUGCACGAGCAGCUGGCGGCGCUGUCGCAGGGCCCCAUCUGCAAGCCCAAGAAGAAGGAGCGCAAGGAGAAGCGGCGCAAGAAGGAGAAGCUGCGCGAGCGGGAGCGCGAGCGGGCGCGCAAGGACGAGGACUUCAGGCCCAACACCGCCAAGGGAGGUGUCAAGGGAGGUGGGAGUGGAGGCGGCGGAGGAGGAGGAGGAGGUGGCGGCGGCGGCGGUGGUGGUGGUGGUGGUGGUGGAGGAGGAGGCGGCGGUCAGAAGAAGGGUGGUGGUGGGCGGCGCGGCACCACGGGAGGCGGAAACGGCAAGGUCACCUUCCGACCCUUGGCCAGACCGUCCAAGAAGGCGAAGGCGGCGGCUGCGGUGGUGCCCCCGUUUGACUCUGAUGAGGAGGACGAGGCAAAGCCGAUGUCGUACGAUGAGAAGCGGCAGCUGAGCCUUGACAUCAACAAGCUGCCCGGGGACAAGCUGGGCCGUGUCGUGCACAUCAUCCAGGCGCGCGAGCCGUCCCUGCGGAACUCAAAUCCCGAGAUCGAGAUCGACUUUGAGACUCUGAAGCCGUCGACGCUGCGCGAGCUCGAGCGCUACGUCAUGUCCUGCCUCCGCAAGAAGCCACCGGUGAAGAAGACCGCCGGCAAGAGCCGGGAGGAGCUGGCGCUGGAGAAGAAGCGGGAGCUGGAGAGGAGGCUGCAGGAUGUGAGCGGCCAGCUCAACCCCACCAAGAAGCCGCCCAACAACAACAACAAGAAGAAGGCGGACAAGCCGGUGGAAGCGCAGGGGCCCGGGGUGGCGUCGCGUCUCUCCUCCUCGUCGUCCUCCUCCAGUUCGGGCAGCUCCAGCACCUCCAGCGGCUCCAGCACCUCCAGCGACACCAGCGACUCGGACUCCGGCUGACUCCUUCCCCGUGUCCGGGCAUCACUAAUUCCACCGCCCGCCCCCCAACCCCGUUCUGGUCGUCGGCGGACGACGUCGGCGCCAGCGUCGCCGGUCCUGUCGGCGACGACCAAAGGAGCGCAAGGAGACUGCCGUGCCGAGCCGGCGCCCGCCGGCGGCGGCGGCUUGUGCCGACCGGUGGAGACGGCAGCGCCCACCUCGACUCGCCCGUGCGCCGGCCGGCCGGCCUGGUGACCGCCCGCUCGCCCGUGACCGCCCCGGCUCGAUACGGUGGCAGGGAGGGUGCACGUCGGGAUUGGGGCCGACCGACGCGCCGGUGCGGAGUGGACGACUGCUCGCCGCCGCCGCCGCCGCGCCCAUCGGCGGAGGUGUUAUUGCCGUCGUCGUCGUAGUUUUAUUUAAUACUUUAUGAAAGAACUGCCAUGCGUUUUUGCUGCGAUCGACGGGACUGGGAACUCUCUCGCGGGUUGUUUGGGGUGGUGGGUAAAAAAAGAGAAAUCUUCGUAAUGGCGAGAGGAGGAGGAGAAACGAUGAGACUUUUACAACUCUGAGCGAGCGCAGAUGGACGACAAACGCCAACGAUGAGCGAAGAUUUGAGAUCCCUGGCAUCCUAAGCCCAGUGUGGGAACCGCGGGGUCACACCCCCUACCCCCUCCCCCCUCGUGUUUUUCUCCUCCAACUGCAUCCGCCGUCACCGCCGAGCAGGAGACGCACUGGGAAGUGGACCACGUGGCGGCGGUUUAGAAAUCGACAGCCCCCCCCCCCCCUCCGCGAUUUGAGAGAGAGGGCGGGUGACGAACCCAGGCCCGCUGGGCCAUUGAGACAAAAUGUGGUCUUUGUGGAAGUUGCUGCGGAGGAGACUCAAAGAAGCCGUGGCGCUGGGAGAGGAGGAGGAGGACCUUGGGACGCGAAUCGACACAGCGAGAGACGUCAUCCCGGGAGUGUGUCCAGGAUCCGGUGGCGGCAGCUGCUGCUGCGAGGGCUGUGGAAGCGUGCGUUUUAGCUGCGCGAGGAGCCGGUGCCAGCGUCGCUGCUCACCCCCCCACCCCCCACCGCCACCGUGUACAGACGGUGCUCGCUCGCCCCUCGGACUCUCCACCGGUGCUGGGGGGGGGGGGUCUGCACGCCAGCGGAGAGAGCGGCGGGGAGGGACCGGUUGGUCUAAUUUCUGUUAACUCGCGUUGACCUUCAGGUGUUUUCCCCGUUGUUGUUGUCGCUGCUCGGAACGUGAACAUUUGUCAAAUAAAGGCAUCGUGAAUGGCGGUCGAUGCGAGCCGACGAGGUGGCGACCUUCACUGGGGGGGUUGUUCCCGUGACGCCACGUCAGUAGACCACUCCGCCACAUUCACCGGGAGGGGGGGGGGGGCGCAGAGAGUUGUUCCCAUUGGCUGGCUGCGUGUGGGGCGGCUGUUGGGAUUCUGUGUGCGGUAAUGUGCACGGCGUUGCCUGCGCUUGCUUCCUGUGCCAGCCACUUCGCUUGGAUUCGGUUCAUGAUUCCCCGCUCGGAGGUUCCAAGUUGUGUGGAGGAGCAUGACGACCGAUGUCUUCGUUGCGUUCUCGGUGCUAAGUGUCAAAACGUCGCCGCGCGGUUGACUUUAAAGUGACCGCGAGAAAGAAUCCCCUUGAGAGUUUAGAACGCUUCUAUGUAAACGCAUAGAAUUACUUAACAGUUUACACUUCUGCUUUGUGUUCACCGGAGGGAGAUCUUCCCGGGGCCCUGUGUGUUCUUGUCAACUUCCCUGCCACGCCGGCGGCCAGCAAGGCGUAGCGACGCGUGUUUGUGUUGACGUUGCGUUACGGGGGUAAGGGGGAGAUGGGAUUGUUUGUACAUUUGCGAUUGGGGGGAGAGGGCGGGAGGGUGGGUGGGUUUGUACAUUAGCGGGGUAAGCAUAUGUGUAGAGUGUGCGUGUAAAGACGUGUCCCAUGCCUGCGCGUGAAUGGUGGUGUGCCGUUAACUGUGCCGGCGUUUUUUAAGCUGAGGACGGGUGACGGGAGGGGGGGCUGAGAAGGGAGAUGAGAGAGAGACUUUGACACCAACUUUCCCCGGCACACCGCCAUAAGUUCCCACCUUCACCCCCCCGCUCCCCUCCCUCGCCGGAUUGCCGACAGACGCCGCGUUUGCCCGGCUGCGAUGCUCGUGUCGAUGUGGCGAGCCUGUGUACAGGACGCGUUAGCCGGCCACGGUGAGGGGUUCGUGUUGAGGGGGGGGGGCUGUGUCCACACAACCGUUGCCGCCGCAUGUCCCCCCACACCCUUCGUAGGAGCUUCCCCCACCCCCCCCCCCUCUUUAUUUAUUUCAUUUCCUCCGAAUGCUGGUGGCUGAGUUUUGUUCCUCCGGUUCUUUGUCCGUUGUCGUUUUUUUUAUUGACAAAUAUUCUGGCUUUUAUGUUUUAAUAUAAAAAACAACAACUCAACAAA
Lethenteron reissneri (Far Eastern brook lamprey) is the source of this 5971-nucleotide messenger RNA. Its product is annotated as bromodomain-containing protein 2-like. NCBI's taxonomy places the organism in Eukaryota, Metazoa, Chordata, Hyperoartia, Petromyzontiformes, Petromyzontidae. Gene Ontology annotation, cellular component: nucleus; chromatin. The record is from RefSeq and is a predicted model, not a curated record. Gene Ontology annotation, biological process: regulation of DNA-templated transcription; chromatin remodeling.